Rubroshorea leprosula is the source of this 2264-nucleotide messenger RNA. NCBI's taxonomy places the organism in Eukaryota, Viridiplantae, Streptophyta, Magnoliopsida, Malvales, Dipterocarpaceae. The record is from the annotation of a GenBank genome assembly.
GCAGCCAGGAGCCUACAGCUUCCACAUUCUUCCCCUUCUCUGUUCUCGCCGCUUACCUAAGGAUGAACAAAGAGAUAAGAGGAAGAGGAAAAUAGAGGAAUUUUUCAAUGGAGAAACAUGGGUGUGAAAUUGAAGCAAUUGGCAUCAACUACAGCAUCUGCAUUCAUGAGAGAACAAACCCUUUUAGAUUCUUCAAAAAAAAUAAGCAGAAAGAAUUUGAUCAAGAACUUCAGUUGCCGAAUUCAUUGAAGGUUGAAGAAGCUUGUACUCCGGUGAUUGGGGUCCGGCGAGUUUUGAAGGAUGUGAAUUGCAUAGCAAAACCACGGGAAAUCCUAGCCAUUGUUGGUCCUAGUGGAGCAGGGAAAUCUUCUUUUUUGGAGAUCCUGUCUGGGAAACUUGUCCCACAAAGUGGUUCUGUUUUUGUCAAUCAAAGCCCUGUGGACAGAGCUCAGUUCAGGAAGAUUUCUGGCUAUGUCACCCAGAAAGACAGCCUCUUUCCCCUCCUUACCGUUGAGGAAACUCUCAUGUUCAGCGCCAAGCUGCGUCUGGGGCUACCAGAACCUCAACUCAGAUCUAUAGUAAAGUCCCUGAUCCAAGAACUGGGACUGGAGCAUGUAGCCAUGACUCAGGUUGGAGAUGAUAGGGUCCGUGGGAUAUCUGGAGGGGAAAGGCGCCGGGUUUCCAUUGGAGUCGAUGUGAUACACGACCCGAAAGUGCUGAUUCUUGAUGAACCCACUUCAGGCCUUGAUAGCACAUCUGCGCUGCUAGUUAUUGACAUGUUGAAAGUUAUGGCUGAAACCAGGGGAAGAACCAUAAUCUUAAGCAUUCAUCAGCCUGGUUUUCGAAUUGUGAAGUUGUUCAAUUCCAUUCUUCUGUUGGCUAAUGGCUCAGUUCUGCAUCAUGGUACUGUGGAACAGCUCGGAGGCAGCUUGAGGGAGAUGGGUCUGCAGCUUCCUCUGCAGGUAAAUAUCGUGGAAUUUGCCAUUGAGUCUAUUGAAACUGUUCAACAGCAGAAAAAGAUGCAUCUGGAAGCGCCAACACAAGCUUCCUCACAACAGAGGAAAGGUGAAGAAACCUUCGAGAGCAGAGCUAGCAAGUUCACCCUGCAGCAGCUAUUUCACCAAUCCAAUGGUUUGGGAGGAGAAAUUAUCAAAACUGGGAUUGACUUUCCAAUGGAUUUUGCCAAUUCAAGAUUCCGAGAAACCAUUAUCCUCAGUCACAGAUUCUCCAAGAACAUUUUCAGAACGAAGGAGCUCUUCGCAUGUCGGACAAUUCAGAUGCUGAUUUCAGGGCUUGUUUUGGGCUCCAUCUUUCACAAUGUCAAAGACGAUCUCACUGGAGCAGAGGAAAAGGUGGGUCUGUUUGCCUUCGUACUAACAUUCUUGCUAUCAUGCACAACAGAAGCACUCCCAGUCUUUCUUCAAGAAAGGGAAAUUCUCAUGAAAGAGACAUCUUGUGGAAGCUACAGAGUUUCCACGUAUGCCAUUGCAAAUGGCCUUGUUUAUCUACCAUUCCUUCUCAUCCUAGCAGUUCUGUUCACCAUUCCAUUGUACUGGCUUGUGGGAUUGAACCCAAAUUUCAUGGCCUUCAUGCACUUCCUGCUGUUGAUCUGGUUAAUUCUCUACACUGCCAAUUCUGUUGUGGUAUGUUUCAGCGCCCUGGUGCCAAAUUUCAUCGUCGGAAACUCAGUCAUCUCCGGUGUAAUGGGAUCCUUCUUCCUCUUCUCUGGUUACUUCAUAUCGAAACAUGAGAUCCCUGGUCACUGGAUUUUCAUGCAUUACAUGUCUCUGUUCAAGUAUCCAUUUGAAGGGUUCCUAAUAAAUGAGUUCUCAAGGUCAGGUAAGUGCUUGGAGUACAUGUUUGGAAGUUGUUUGGUAACGGGGGAGAAUAUGCUGAGAGAAGCAGGCUACGGUGAAGAAAGCAGGUGGAAGAAUCUAAUGAUCAUGGUGUGCUUCAUCUUGGUUUACCGGUUUGUUUCAUACGUGAUUCUAAGAUUCCGGUGCUCGGAGAGGAGCCUCUGGUCAGCUCUCCCUUGAAGAAUAUGCUCAGAGUCCGUUUGGAAUUUCCUUUAGAUAGCACUCAAAGAAUAAAAAGAAGAAAGACUUAAGUAAGUAAGAAAGGGAAUGAAAUAUCUGCCAAACAUUGCUGUUUUCUUUUCAUUUUGCUGCUUUGCUAAGUUAUUUGUGUAUUUAUUUAGAAACAUUUCAAGUUAAGAAAUGUGAAUCUUAUUCCAUCAACAAAAUAUAUAAAAGGCUAGUCCCAUU